AUGGCGCAGCAACAUGGUAUCAUUGCGUUUGAGAUGGAAGGCGCCGGCGUCUGGGAUGAGAUUCCUUGCAUAAUCGUCAAGUCAGUCUGCGACUAUGCCGACAGCCACAAGAACAAGAAAUGGCAGGGCUUUGCAGCUAUGGCAGCUGCUUCCGCGACUAAGGCGGUUCUGAAUAUCACCAACAGCAUCGAUAGUACCGACAAUACCAACAUUGCCGACAGCACCGACAGCACCAACAGCGCCAACAGCGCCAAUAGCGACGACAGCUGUCUCUCACACCACAGAGACACCAUCUCCAGCAUGUGA
Colletotrichum chrysophilum is the source of this 306-nucleotide messenger RNA. RefSeq lists its product as uncharacterized. The record is from RefSeq and is a predicted model, not a curated record. The transcript has 2 exons. Gene Ontology annotation, molecular function: catalytic activity. Lineage: Eukaryota; Fungi; Ascomycota; Sordariomycetes; Glomerellales; Glomerellaceae. Bases 1 to 306 code for a protein of 101 amino acids. Gene Ontology annotation, biological process: nucleoside metabolic process.